Messenger RNA from Apiotrichum porosum, 3810 nucleotides. RefSeq lists its product as uncharacterized. NCBI's taxonomy places the organism in Eukaryota, Fungi, Basidiomycota, Tremellomycetes, Trichosporonales, Trichosporonaceae. Gene Ontology annotation, cellular component: cytoplasm; plasma membrane. The transcript is spliced from 4 exons. Gene Ontology annotation, biological process: establishment of cell polarity; regulation of exocytosis; regulation of protein secretion. The record is from RefSeq and is a predicted model, not a curated record. Gene Ontology annotation, molecular function: syntaxin binding; myosin II binding; GTPase activator activity. The coding region runs from base 1 to 3810 and encodes 1269 amino acids.
AUGUUCAAGUCCAACAAGGCGCCGCUACUGCCGCCCUCCACAGACUAUACAGGCACGCUGCGCGAGACGUCCUUUUACAAGUAUGGCCACCUGCGCCAGCUGGGCAUCACUGGCGAAAUCACGUCGCUGGCCGUCGACCCCCUCCUCUCCCUCGUUGCUGUCGGCACUGGUGCUGGUCUUGUUCACGUCUUUGGCAACAACUCGUUCCAGUUCUCCCUCCCUGUGAGCGUCCCGCUGCCGGGCACGGGACGCAAGCCAGAGGCCAUCAGCUAUCUGGCGUUCCACCCGGGCCACAACCGUCUCGUGGCUAUCGACAGCGGUAACAUGCUGCACUCGUUCGCGCUCGCCGCCAUCACCGACUCGUCCAACCCAAACGUGUCACCACCUCUUCCCACGCGCGAGGCCAACUUUAUCAUCUUUGGCACCGUUAUGGCUAUUGAGCAGCCCCUCCCUAGCUACACACACAUGUUCAUCAACAUGAAGGACGGCGUCACCCUCGCCUGGGACUUGAGACAGCGCACCAUCUCAUCCUUCAACGUCCCCAACCUGUGGGCCAUGCACGAGGAGCGUCUGGUGCGGUCUGGCGUGCCAGGCCGGAACAAGACUCUUGGCGGUCCCAUGGCCACAUGCUCAGCCAUGAACCCACGCGACCUCAACUGCUACCUGAUCGGCUACGAAGGUGGAGUCGUUGCAUACGACUUCCAAAAGGGUGUUAUUGCGAAAUGCUUCGAGAUGACGCUGCCCCCUGGUGCCCCCGGUGGCGGCUCAUACCAGGACACUUCGGCCCUGUGGACAGAACGCACACCCGCUGUCACGUCGAUCGCGUGGCGUCCAGACGGUCUGGUGUUUGCAGUCGGACAUGCGGACGGCUGCAUCAGCUUCUGGGCGUAUGCAGACCCGGACAAGCCAUUGAUGGUCCGUACCCUCACCCACGAGGACGUCAACAUUAUCGACGGCGAAAGCCUUAUGGAGGCCGGCGUGCUCGACAACCAGAUCCGCUCCACGACCGAGUUCGAGGGCAUGCCUGUGCUCCCCGCGGCCAUGGCAAACCGCGAGCCCAUCUACAAGCUCGCGUGGGCCGGGUUCCCUGACCAAGCUGCGAUCAAGACGAUUGCCGCCCUGCCAGACGGUCCUCCCCUCACAAACGCGACUGCUGAAUAUGGCGAGCGUGGCGAAACUUUGCUCAUCGUCCUUGGUGGCCAGAGUCCUGGUGAAAAGCCGGGUAUCAACAUGCUCCAGAUGCCCGCCUACCAGCCGCCUGUGAUCAAUGCCAAGAACGCCCGCUCGGCAAUCUCGGAGGGUCUCUCCCUCACAGACCGCUACGCGUACCGCGACUCGCUCUCGGCGACGGGUUCGUCAAACUACCCAACCAAAACUCCUCCGGAGGACUUUAUCCUCUUGCCACGUAGCAGCCCUUACUUUGCCAUGUCGUUUGACCCAAUCGCCAUCUUUGUGCUCCUUACCCCGGACAAGAAGCUGCCACACACAAUGGCCAUGGCUGAGCGCCAGCUCGAGGCCUACGCUUUCCCUCCUCCUCGCUCCAACGUUCCGCCACCUGUUCUUGGCCGCAAGAACAUCCAGACGCCAGGCGAGGGAGAAACGCUCGUGGCGAUGACACCCGCACCGCGUAUGGGAGCAGCUCCGGUCGCCCAGCGCCAGGCCUCAGCAGCCUCGUGGAAGUUUCCCUGGAGCGCGUCCCCGCCGGCGGGCAGCAGCAGUGCCCCGUCGCUCCACUCCAUUUCGCCGUCGCUGCAGCGCGACAGCCUGCGCCGCCGUUACCGUCUCCCUUCGUUGAUCUGGUCCGGGGGUCUGUCGGUUUUGGGUACCCGCAUUGUGCCCCUGCCCACGCCAACGUUCCAGCGCCUCAUUGAACACACGCUCCACAACAACCAGGAAGCGAACCCUCGUAUUCCUGUUCGUGGCGGCAUGGCCGUGCCCGAUCUUCAGUCCCACGGCGCGCCAGACCUCAAGGUUAUCAAGAUGGAAAACUACCGCAUUCUCGCCACUUGGCACGCCGACUGCACUGUGCGCUUCUGGGACAUUUCGCCGCACCUCCUCGUCCUGCCCACACCGCUGAGGUUCGAGUACCCCAACCCACUUCCCCACCUCACCAUUUCCAUUGGCGAGUGGCUGCGGCACCCGGACCUCUCGCACCUUCCCAUUGCCAAGCAGUGGGCGACCGACCGCUCCCAGGUGCAGAUUGCCAGUGUCUACCUGGCGCGCGAGAGUCUCGAGUGUGUUGUCACGUUUGUGUCUGGUGAAGUCAUCGUCACCAAGUUUGCCCAGGCCAAGGCCGAGUCGGUGCACGAGGCCAACUCGGUGGCCGAGGAAGACGACGAGCGCGACCCGUCGUCACCACGAGCCGACUACUUCCCGCAGCAGCCGGCACAGGGCCACGAUUGGUUUGAGGAGAUCACCGAGAUCGACCACCUUGCCAAGUACGCAACCGACGGGUUCAAGCCCGUGGCGGUGCUCACCGUGCGCCGUGGCGAGGUGGUCACCUGUGCGGUGUCUGAUAUUGGCUUCAUUGCAGUGUCGUACGCCAACAACUCGCUCGCGGUCCUCGACAUGCGCGGUCCCGACGUGAUCCUCCGUGAGGGCUUCAACGAAGAGGGCAAGACUAUGAAGCGCCGCAAGCGCAAGGGCAAUGUGCAAAACUUCCCCAGUGAAAACUCACGUGCCGGCUCGUUGAAGUGGGUGAUCUCGGGUAUGGGCGGCGACCCCAACCCACGUCCCCGCCUGAUCGUGUCGUACGACAAGGGAACGACCAAGAUCUAUGGCUUGCAGAACAUCCUCGGCGAGUGGAUGGUGGAGCAAAAGCCCCCCACGUUCUCUAACGAGUCGCUGGCCGACCCACUGGCCGUAUUCGUCCUUGACCCCACGACCGGUAACGAGCUGUACGCCUCGCCCCAGGCGCUGGCCGACAUGGUCGACCAGGGAGCCCCCAGUGAAGGCAAGUGGACCAAGGAAGCUCCACCGCACUGUCUGUGGAUCGCGGCGUCCAAGCAUGCCAUCCGGUGCUCAAUCAACUACAAUGGUGAACGAGUGUCCAAGGUUGAGGCUCCUGAGCAGGAGGAGUUCAGCGACGUGCACUACAUUACCCGUCACGGCAAGCGCGUCAUUGUCGCCCUCACGACCACGGGCACAGCCCUAUUCUACACUGCGCCGUUCCUCGAGUACAUUACACGCAUGGACCUGUUCUUUGGCGGCACCCCGCGGUCGAUCGGCAAGCUGUCGUUUGACGACCGUUCGGGUGACUUUGUCGAGUACUGCGGACCACUGGACAUUACCCUCCGCACGCUCUUCCAUUUCCGCAAGCCCUUCCCGCCGCGUAUCGACCCGUGCACGCUCAAGACGCCCGUUCCGGCGCAGCCGCAGCCCGUGAGCGCGGGAUACUUUGGCUGGAUGUGGGGCACGAUCCUCACCGGCGCGGCGCUGGAUGCGCUCGUCGCCGGUCCCACCCGGCCCGUUGCACCCAAGCCGCCGCCUGCUCCCCGCAAGCCCCUCAUCACAUGGGGCGCCGCGCCCGAAGAAGUCCGUCCCUCCACAGCCGCGACCAGCACAGUGGCGCCCAAGCGUACCGCGGUUCGCAAGGCCCGCGCGCCCACCGCCGACCAUCGCGAGCGCCGAGACGUCUAUUCCGAGACGACGGACGCGUUCCACCAGCGCGGCGACUACAUUGACCGCAUGGGCGAGAGCGUCAACAACAUGGCCGAGAGUGCACAGGGGUAUCUGAACGCGGCGAAGGAUGCCGCCUUCAAGGAAUCUGCAAAGGCGGGCGCGAGGGGCGUGUUCGCCAAAAUGUUGUAG